Molecule: messenger RNA, 1935 nt
Organism: Plectropomus leopardus (leopard coralgrouper)
Lineage: Eukaryota; Metazoa; Chordata; Actinopteri; Perciformes; Serranidae
Source: RefSeq, a predicted model, not a curated record
AUGGAAGAAGCUCAUCUGGAGCAGCAGCUGGCAGUGCUGCAGCAGCAGAGCGAGGAGGAGCGUCAGGCCUCCAGGAGGGAGCUGAUGAAGCUCAGGGACCAUCUUCAGCGGGUCUGCGAGGAGAGAGAUGAAGCUCGCACAGAAGUGCAGAAGCUCGGGGAGACAGUGGAGGUCGCUGCUGCUGCCAAGAUGGAUGUCGCUUUGGCUGCUGAGGAGCUGAAAAUUGUCAAAGUAGAGAUGAGUCAGAAACUGAUGGAGAUGGAGGAUCAGAUGAGACAGGAGUCGGCCCGCUCAGCUGAAGCCACGAAAUCUCACAGCGAGCUCCUCCAGCGGCUCGAGGAGAUGGAGCGCGCGGCGGAGACGGAGAGGAGACAGGCUCUGAUGCUGCAGUCCGAUUGCCAGGCCUUGCGUGUGAAGGUCCGCAGCAGCCGGCAGCAACUGGAUGAAGAAGAAGACAGAGGCAGACAGCUGGAGGAGCGCUGUCAGCGGCUCAAACAGCACACAGCAAUGAAGGACUCGCUGGUGACUGAGCUGAGAGGUGAACUGAAAAAUGUGCACCUGGCCCUGCAGAGGCAGCAGACAGAAAACAGUAAACUCCAGACGGAGAGCAGAGAGCUGCGAUCUGCUGCGGACAGAGUCCAGAUGUUGAAUGAGCAGCUGCAAAGUCAGUGUUCCCAGCUCACUGCUGCCCUGCGUUCACUAUCAGUGGAGAAUGAAAAGCAGCAGGCCAGCUUAAAGGCAGAGAGGAGUUGUGUGGACCUGCUGCAGGAGGCAGCCAGACGCGACAUCCAGACUGACCUGCAGGUGGCGCUAACAGAUAAAGUAAACCUGCAGCUGGAGCUAGAGAAGCUCAAAGGGGAACAUGCAGAGCUCCUGCAGAGCUCCUUCACUGCACCGGAGACGGCGGCCGCUCAGAGGGAACUACUGGAGCGAACCAUUGAGAGGCUGCGGGGGGAGCUGAGCACGGCCAAAAAAGCAGAGCGGGCAAUGAGGAAAGACCUCGAGGGUUCAAAAAAUGAGUUAUGUCUUGUGGUCACUAAGUUGGAGGGAGAGAGGAGCAACCUGAAGACCCAGCUCAGGGAGGCCCAGGAUGCACUGCAGAUGUUGGACCAGAAGUUGAAGGACUUAACUGACAAGAACAAGCCAACCAAUGAGAAAGGACAUCUUAAGAUCGGUGAGCUGGAGGCCGUGCAGAGUGUGUGUGGUCCUGCAGGGAGCGUCGUCAGUCAAAACCUUGAAAACCUCGCGGCCUCUCAUACCGGACUCCAACUCAAGAGUCAGACGCUGCAGCGGGAGCUGGCCACCCUCAAGACGGACCGGCUGCAGGCUCAGAGAGAAAUCAGGAAACACCAAGAAGAGGUGGAGAAACUCCAGCGUCUCCUGACAUCGACUCACUCCAAGAACAACAGAGCUCUGCAGUCCUUGCAGAAGGCCUCAGAUAACGCCAAAGUGGACAACAGGAGGCUGGCUCACAGUUUGGAGCAGGCUUUGUUGACCAACAGCAGUUUACAGCACAAACUGGAGCAGGCCAGAGACCAGUACCAGGCCACCAUCACACUGAGGGAGGAGGAGCUGCGCGAGGCUCGCACACAGAUUUGUCAUCUGUCGGAGGAGCUGGGCGCUGUGAGACGACAAACACGGGACGACUAUGAAUCUUCCAUAAAGACACUGCAUCGAGAAAUCUCAGAGCUAAAACACACAGUUAAGGACUCAUCAUCUGGGUCCGGUGACCUGUCCAAGACCAAUCGGGAGCUCCGCCUUCAGGUGUCAGAGCUGGAGCGGCUCGUAUCCAAACAGAAAGCCUGUGUCAGAGAGCACAGGAGGCAGCUGAGGCAGCAACGCAAGAGCAGAGAUUUACAGGACGACUCUCAGAAAGUUGAGGACCCUCAGGACAUCAGGGGACGGCCUACUGAGCGUCCCAAGAGUCAGAAUUAA